Helianthus annuus (common sunflower) is the source of this 1758-nucleotide messenger RNA. RefSeq lists its product as uncharacterized. Gene Ontology annotation, molecular function: nucleic acid binding; zinc ion binding. The transcript is spliced from 5 exons. Bases 1 to 1758 code for a protein of 585 amino acids. The record is from RefSeq and is a predicted model, not a curated record. Lineage: Eukaryota; Viridiplantae; Streptophyta; Magnoliopsida; Asterales; Asteraceae.
AUGGCAGAAGUAGUUGCAAUAUCUGAGAUGGUGUCUGAGCCGGAAAUAGUUACUGAAGAUGUUUCUGUGGUUGCUGAAGAGGUUUCUGCUGAAAAUGUGGUCGAUAUUGAAGAAAUAGCUGCUGAAAUGUAUUAUUACCAGUCAGAGCAGGAGGUAUUGGCAAGUUCAAUGAAAUCGAUAACGCCUCCUAAAAUUUUUGAAUCUUUUGCAGGUUAUUUCGAAGAACCAAAGACCGGAUCAUGCCAAAGAUUUGAAGAUAAGAAAAAAGUCGUUGAAGAAUUGAUCGACGUGUCGAAAGAGCUGACUGGAGAGGCAUUGAAGGACAUAGCUGAUAAAGCUCUAAUGGGAAAGCUGAGAGAGGUAGACUCAGAACUCGAGAAGUCAGAGUCUGUCAGUACUGUGUCGGUCAAAAAGGAGUCUGAUAAGAAAUCUGGAGUUCAGGAGAUCAAAUCAGUCAAAAUGUCUGAGUCUGAGUUAAACAAUGUCGGUAAAAUUGAUUGUGUUGAGCAGGUUGUGGAAAAAGUUGUUUCAAUCCCUGAAAUACCAUGCCAACAGUGUUUAGAACCGUGCAUGGAGUGUCUUGAAAAAGUCACUAAGUAUAAGAAAUUGAAACACCAUGCUGAUAUGCUUAAAUUUGACCUUGGCCAAGUUAAAGAGGCGUAUGAUACUCUUGCUAGGUCAAUGAAAAUGAUCCAAAAAGAAAAUGGGGUGGAAGCUGCUUUGAAUCUCAAAUUGAGAUCGAUUGAGGAUGAUCUGCCUGAAAGCAUAGAUGUCACUUUCUCUGCAUCCGAUACCGACAACGAAUCACAGGUUAUCAAAACCGUUGUCAAUCAGGUAUUGGAUGAGGAGAGUGAUAAAUCUGAAGAGUCUCAAUCUGAAAAGGCUUCGUUUGUUACAUCACGUCCUACAAGUUCGGGAAAGAAAGAAGGGGAUGGUAAAGGUAGUAACAAGAAGAACAAUGUUAAAAACAAAGGAAUAGGUUUUGAGAAGAAAACGGCUAAGCAGGUGUUUAAGCUGAAAGAGAAGAUGAAUGAUAUUUUUGUCGCUGGUCCAAGUGUAGACGAUGAGAAGGAUUAUAUUUUUAGUCAAAAGGUUGUGGACGAUUUCAAUGCAGCGAAAAAGUUGAAAGAAGAGACAGUCAAAUCAACUUUUGUUGAAUAUGACAAAAGGGUGUGUUAUCGCUGUAGUGAAAUCGGGCACAUGGCGAAACAGUGCAAGAAAGUGAUUGAGAAACCUGUUUUUGUAAAACCACGUGUUCAAAAACAAACUGUUCAAAAACCAACUGUUCAAAAAUCAAACGUUCCAAAACCUCGACCUAAAUCACCGAUUGACACAAAAGGUAAAAAGCCGAUGGGGCUGCCCAAGUCUAUACCGUCAAAGUGGAUUAUGGAUAGUGGUGCUUCAAGGCAUAUGACUGGGACGCUAGCUCUUCUCUACGAUGUCAAAUCCAUAAAUGGAAGCUAUGUGGGAUUUGCCGGGAAUCAAGGCGGGAGAAUAGGUUCCAGUGUGAUAUUUGAUCCUCUUCACAGCAGCUGUUGUGAUUUAGAUGUGAAGAAAAACACUGAAUUGGCCAAGUUUAGCAGUAUCUUGGAAUUCAUGGGUCGUAUUCCCAUUCAAAAGGCCUUGACAGAUCAGCGUCCAUUGUACAGAUCACAUAUAGAAUGUUUCUGGGAGAAUGCAAGUUAUGAUGAUGAAAACAAAGAAAUUUCUUCAAUAGUGGAAGUGCAUGGAGAAAAUAAGAAGAUAAUUGUCACCUAG